AUGACGAAUUGGCCCAAGAGACUUGCUGGUAUGUGUGAGAACCAUUCCUGUCCAACAAACAAAACAUGUGUGAUUGAAAAACGGGGUUCAAACGAAUUCACUAAUUGCACAGAUGACACAUCUCCACUAGACAAGGGGUACACAAAGGCGCCAAUAUUACCGUUCUUCUACAAAACAUACACUGCAAAAAAGAACUAUGUCGAUGCCAGCAAGACGUGCCAGGACGAAGGAGCACGGCUCAUAGAACCUGACACAGAGGAGAAGAACACCUUCAUCCGUGGUAUCAUAGAUGAACAGAACAUGGAUAACGUAUUUUUCGGAUUGACAGAUUUUCAGGACAUUGGAGACUAUCGGUGGACCUCUAACAAUUCUACGCUUACAUUUAACGACUGGGAAGAUAAUGAACCGCAGCUUGGUAUUGGAGAAUUCUGCGCCGCUUUCUAUAAAGGCUUGGCCUGGCAAUGGAUUAACAUUUUUUGCCACUGGAAACUGCAAUUCAUGUGCGAGAUAACAUUUGCAUAAUACAUUAAUACUGAAGACAUCGUUGUAUGUAUGUAUGUAUGUAUGUGUAUAUGUAUGUAUAUAUAUAUAUAUAAGGGGUUGCAUGUUAAUAUAUAUUACAUACAAAUAUAUAUCACACAU
Molecule: messenger RNA, 642 nt
Organism: Gigantopelta aegis
Lineage: Eukaryota; Metazoa; Mollusca; Gastropoda; Neomphalida; Peltospiridae
Product: perlucin-like protein
Exons: 4
Coding region: 1-522 (173 amino acids)
Source: RefSeq, a predicted model, not a curated record